Molecule: messenger RNA, 903 nt
Organism: Talaromyces stipitatus ATCC 10500
Lineage: Eukaryota; Fungi; Ascomycota; Eurotiomycetes; Eurotiales; Trichocomaceae
Product: mitochondrial genome maintenance protein Mgr2, putative
Exons: 5
Coding region: 86-403 (105 amino acids)
Biological process (GO): protein import into mitochondrial matrix; protein insertion into mitochondrial inner membrane
Cellular component (GO): TIM23 mitochondrial import inner membrane translocase complex
Source: RefSeq, a predicted model, not a curated record
GAGAAUCUUUGCGCCUCAGCAGUAACCGCUACUUUCUAUUUACUCUGUUCAAGGUCAUUUUCUCGAAGUGAAAAUUUUAUUCAAUAUGCCUGUCGUCGCCGGUCCGCCCCAGGCCCAUGGCCCUUCUACUUUUGAGAAGAUGAAAAUGGGAGCUUUAAUGGGAACUUCUGUCGGCAUGAUUAUGGGCUUCAUCGGCGGAGCCGUUUCUAUCUUCCAAUAUGGUGCUGGACCCAAUGGUGUUAUGCGCACUUUGGGAAAGUUCAUGCUAGGUUCCGGAGCGACUUUCGGAAUGUUCAUGUCUAUCGGUAGCAUCAUCCGGACCGAAGGUCCCUACCACGAAGCCUGGCGCCGAGCCCACGCAAACCCGAUUAUCCUUCCUCGAGAAUCCCAAGGACGACGAUGAAAUGGGACACUGACGGGGUUACGAUGAGGGUAUAUAGCUAGGAAAAUAAUCAAGUGUACAUUAUAUUAUACAAGCGUAUUGGGGUCAGACUAGGACCUGGAAACUGGUCACUUUUUCUGUCGAUGUAGUCUAUCCCAUGGCUACUUUUUUGUGUGUGUGUGUGUGUGUGUUUUUCUUUUUCUUUUUUUUUUUUUUCCUUUUCUUGCCUCGAUCACAAUUCAUAUCUAAUCUUGACGACGAAGGAGAGCAGUGGUAGGCGGUGAUAGCUUCGAGUUGUGAGAUUGUAUAUAUUGGAUAGGAGCUUGUGAUUGACAAGUUUGGCGAAAUUGAGUGGUAAUUUCAAUAAAGAUUCGUAUCCCGGCAAUUAGAUACGGAAAGAAAUGAAUAGCGAGCCAGGACUCUGUUGAUGGUAUGGAUAUAGAUCUAAAAGUCAAGAGAGAGCAUACCGUCAAAGGAGAAUGGUUGCAAGACUAGAUUGCAUGACAGCUUAUCUGUCUUCU